UUUAAAAUACAGAUUAAACUUUAAACUAAUAAUUGAUCAUCAGGGUGAAAAACACUGAGGCAAAGUUAACAUUAAAGGGGUGAACAAGGCACUAGGACCUAGGAGAAGUCUCAUCCACCCUGGCAGGAAUUUCUUGCUUGGAGCUCAGACAACAAAGGCAGAGUGAGACUGGUUUUCUUUCUCUCAGCAUCUCCACCCUACGAGCUGAAAACCGCUUCAGAUCUUUAGGGUUCACCAAACUAUGGAACUUGAUUUUGGACACUUUGACGAAAGAGAUAAGACGUCCAGAAACAUGCGAGGCUCACGUAUGAAUGGAUUGCCCAGCCCCACUCACAGUGCUCACUGUAGCUUCUACCGAACCAGGACCUUACAGGCACUGAGUAAUGAGAAGAAAGCAAAGAAGGUGCGUUUCUAUCGCAAUGGGGACCGCUACUUCAAGGGGAUUGUGUAUGCCGUGUCCUCCGACCGCUUCCGAAGCUUUGAUGCUUUGCUGGCUGACCUGACCCGUUCUCUGUCUGAUAACAUUAACCUGCCUCAGGGAGUUCGCUACAUCUACACCAUCGAUGGGACCAGAAAGAUUGGGAGCAUGGAUGAACUGGAAGAAGGGGAAAGCUAUGUCUGUUCAUCUGACAACUUCUUCAAGAAGGUGGAGUAUACCAAGAAUGUUAAUCCCAACUGGUCCGUCAAUGUGAAGACAUCAGCCAAUCUGAAAGCACCUCAGUCUCUGGCCAGCAGCAACAGUGCCCAGGCAAGGGAGAACAAGGAUUUUGUGCGUCCCAAGCUGGUGACCAUCAUCCGCAGUGGGGUGAAGCCCCGAAAGGCUGUUCGCGUGCUCCUGAACAAGAAGACUGCACAUUCGUUUGAGCAAGUUCUCACUGAUAUCACUGAAGCUAUAAAACUGGAGACGGGUGUGGUCAAAAAACUGUAUACCCUGGAUGGGAAACAGGUGACCUGUCUCCACGAUUUCUUUGGGGAUGAUGAUGUGUUUAUUGCCUGUGGUCCGGAAAAAUUCCGCUAUGCACAGGAUGACUUUUCUCUGGAUGAAAACGAGUGCCGUGUAAUGAAAGGGAAUCCUCCGACCACUCCAGGCAGCAAGUCGUCCCCAACCCCUCAGAAGAGCUCAGCAAAGAGUCCAGCCCCCAUGCGCCGGAGCAAGUCUCCAGCUGAUUCAGGUAACCAUCAAGAUGCAAAUGGAACAUCAAGCAGUCAGCUGUCUACACCCAAAUCCAAGCAGUCUCCAAUCUCCACACCUACCAGUCCAGGGAGCCUCCGUAAGCACAAGGACUUGUACCUGCCUCUGUCCUUGGAUGACUCUGAUUCCCUUGGAGAUUCCAUGUAAAGGAACACAAUGUUAAUUGUCCUUAGUACAAGCUAUGUUUAAAAUACAGUACAGUACUUCUGCCAAAAGAAGCAGAUAGAUGACUGGUACUUUCAAAUCAAAGGACACAACGUUAUAUGUCAUUUUUUUUCUGUGAUUUUUCCUCCGUGCCACAAAUCGACACCUAUCAACUAAUAGGGAUAGAGUGAUACCAUCCUUCUGAGUAAUUAUAUAGGGAUGUAAAAUUGCCAGCAAUCUGACACCAAUGAUCUCAUGCAUUUCCCUUUUACUUCAAUGUUUUUCUUCUGCUCUAAGUUCUUGAGUUUACUAUUGACUGCAGAAAAGUUGACAGUUCCCACUAGAAAUACAUAAAUAAAUCUUUCACUGAUCAAUUCUAAAGCUAAAAGAAAACAAAUACUAAUCUCCACCUUUUCAAAAUGCUGAUGAAUGCUAGCAGCUCUUUCAAAGCAGAUCUGCUUCUAAUUUUGCAUCCCUGGUUUUAGCACCUGCAUGCUGUCUAGCACCAAUUUCUGUUGCUGAAGGGUAGGGAGAGAGAUGACUUGUUGCUCUGGUAAAAGAUGCUUAAGAUGCCAGCAGAAUGUGAAACAAAGGAGUUUGGUCAAGAUUCAGAAAUGCUGCAUAAAAUGCUAAGUAAAGUUUUUAUAGCACAGUGAUUACAUUAUAAAUUUAUGUAUUGGGUCAUUUUCUAAUAAAUAAGCAAAGAUAUAUAUACAUGUCAGCUGAGUGGUGAACCAGAUUUCUCAUGUACCCAAAGAUAAUGCUGGCUGAUAUCAAGUUAUUAUACCUGCCAUAUGGUAUCUCUCUAUCUCUGCUUAUAAUAUUAAUGCCUUGUAAACAGCCAACACUGAAAACACUGUGAGAAUUUGUUUUCAGGUCUGACACCUUUAGGUCGCUUUUUGUAGCAAGAAACCAAUACACUUUUUAUAAAAAAAAAAACAAAAAAACUUGUAUCUGUGUUUUGGGAGUAAGUAUUCAAGCUCCUUUUUUAUAAAAGCUGGUGAUUUUCUUUUGUUUAAAAAACACAUUCAGAAAAAUUUACAAAAAAAAAAAGCCAAUUGCAAAACAGUAAUAACUGUGUUUAGAAAUCAUGUCAUCACUGCCAAACAGAAGAGAAGUCAAUUCAAAAUAAUGAAUGUUUUGAUAAUUUUUUUGUAAUGUUUAAACUUGCAUUUUUGGUCUAUACAAUUCAAUACCCCUAACUAUGGUCAGAGGCUCUAAUUAUAUUACAAAUGGAAUUUUGUGAUAUUCAAAGACGGUAUUUUAAGAAACUCAUAUCGGGGGGGAAAACAAACUGUUAUGGAAUUUAGAGAAACCUUUCACUUUUAUUAAUUACUAAUGACUCCUGCAGGAUGCAAAGUUUAUGUAUUUACAAAAUGCUGGUGGUUUUUACUACGCUUAGGCUUUACUGGCAUAGGUUAGUUCAGUGAACCUGACUACUACAAAACUUUACCUGGGUACAGUACAUGCAAAUAAACCUUUUGUUGUUGUUGUUUUUGCUUUUAUUUUAACUUUGUUUCAGCAGAUAUGCAGAUUAUUUUAUGUCCUUGCAAUCCCUGGUCAUUAGAAUGAAUUAUGAAGUUGUGAUAUUGGAUGCUACACGAAUGCUUGGCAAUAGGAUGACACCGUUUUGUUCCUUCAUCUGUGCCAGAAUGCCAUUCCAUAUUUUUUGUUUUUUUCCAUUGCUACCAUUAACACUCUGUACUGGGUGCAUCUUUUAUGAUGUGUAUAAUGCAAGGUGUUUUUUUUAAAAAAAGAAAAAAGAGCUGCAUGUGAGAUGAUCCAAAACAAACAUUGGAGUUACCCAGAGGUUUGAGUUAUUUUGCACCAAAUUUGCACCUACAGUCUUGAGCCCACAAUUAUUUGCACCCACAAUUUUGCAUGAGAAAUCAUUUGUUCCCACAAAAAACUUAAUUUAAAUGUGUAACCCUCUGACCACGUUGAGGUUAAGCGCUCAUUUGACCUAUUGUAUUAAGAUAUUUGACUUCAAUGCAGACGGACGAGGGUUCAUGCUCUUUCCUGGUUAGAGCUUCUUGUUGGGGAAGGACAGUUUUGUGAACAAAGCACAGGAGUGUUGUCAGGCGAUCUUAGUUCAGCCCUUGGCUCUGCCAGAUUUCGUGUAUGAACUGGAGCAGGUCUCUUAGUUUCUUGGUGCCUCAAUAUAUUUAUCUGUAAAAUGAAGAUAAUAACUGCUCUAUUUGACAGGGGCUUGUGAGGCCGAAUGUCCAUUAAUGUUUGUAAAGUGCUUUCAGACCCACUGAUGGAAGGUGCUUCAUAACUGCAAGGUUUUACUAUUUGUGGACACAAACCUGGUUAUUUUAGGGGCUGAUGGUUGGGUGUAUGAUCAAGUGGAUGCUAUUUUAGAGACCAUCCUUGAAAAUAUGGCUCUUUAAGUUUAAAGGCAUCAUAGAACAAAUUAUUUAUGCCAACACUACUACUGACUACAGCCUGUGUUACACUGAGAAGUCAAAUUUACCUUUGGCCCAAUGGAAACUGGCUUCCUCUUAUCUUCUCUGUUAGGAAUCUUGAAGAUCCCCACCACCAGUUUUCCCCCAGGGCCUUCCUAAAGGCUCUGAAUGGUAGCCACCAUCCUAUCUGUUAAAGAUGACUGAGCAGUUCUGCAGUGACAAUGAUGCUUCUUAAUGAGGCAGAGGAGUGGUCACUUGAGUGACACAAGACGCUCCCACCACAUCCAUGGUCUGAGUGUCUUGCCACUCAUCUCCCAAUCCCUGUCAGUUUAGGAGGCAAGAGACUAGCACCGAAAAAUAAAUCUGGGACUUCCUUAUAGCAGUUCAGAACACUUAUCAAUAGCUCACUGGGAAAUCCAAGUCUCUUAUAUCCAUAAGCAGAUAUGAGUCAUAUUACUGACAGCAGUACUGUACGGUGCUUUAAGAUGCAUCAGAAAACUCAGUUUGUCUUCUCCAGGAUCUGUCAAAAUCAGUUUGCAUGAGACAAAGCAGGAACCCAAAAACUGAAUGGAAUUUUGGGCAACCUACUAUGUGGGUAGCUUGAGCAGAAGUAGAUACUUUUCCAUCUGCCAUGAACAGUGCUUAGAUAAUUAAAAAACAAACAAAAAAACCCUGCUAGUGGAACUUUCUAAAGAACUGUUACAGGCAUUCUUUGUGAAUUGCACUUAACGUGACAUGUCUAAGAACUUGAUCCUGCAAAUACUCACUCAUGGGAGGAGUUUUGCAUGCUCAAGCACCACUCACAUGAGGAAGGGUUCUUCAGGACUGAGCCCGAUGAUCGUUUUUGAGCACACACUGCCUCAGCAAGGGAAUUUACAGAGGCCUAAUAGAAGAAAGCAUUUUCUUCAGAGGGAAAAUAAUAGCCAUUCAGUUGAGCAAAAGCCACAAGUAAAACAGGGUAAGAGGUCACACUCCCAGGUUUAAGAUGCAUUUCUCCAGGUAGAGAUACCUGGACUAUAGGUAGAGAUCAGUGAGCAUUUCAGAGGUAACACAUAGUUAGUCUGUAUGAAUGCUGAUAUUGCAUGAGUACUUGUACAGAAAUGCAUGUGGAUUAGCGUCCAUAUGGUGCUAGGUUUUUUCCAGAAUCCCUGGAAUAUAAAAAGAAAAGAAUUAUAGACAGUAUACUAGUAAUUUCAAUAUAUAGGUGGCCCUGAUUCAGGAAAGCAUGUAUGCAUGUGCUUAUUUAUAAGCAUGUGCUUAAAUUCCAUUUACUUCAGUGGGACUUAAGCACAUGCUUAAGUGCUGUUCUGAAUUGCGAUGAAUUCUGAAUUACUUGUAGCAUACUACUGCAGCAAUUCCAGUCAAAUUGAGUUACUUGGAGCAUACUAUAGUAAUGCCAUGAUAAACUUCAGCGUUCACUUCUAAUUUUUUUCUUCUUUUACAAACACACAAAACUCCUCAGGAUAUAAGGAUUUGCCAUAUUCUAUUAUAAAAGCGCGGUCUGAUUUCCCAUAUGAGGCUGUUUUAAGUGUUUUCAGAGACUGAGUCACUAUGAUCAAAUUGUUUAGAAACGAUACAUGAAGGAAUCGUAAGCAUGGUGUAUUACAUAGCUCUAUCUGUAAUUUACACUGUGCCUGGUCUAUUUCAGUGUCUAUACAUAUUGGACAGUAUGUAUGCAUAUUUCAAGGCAUAUCCACAUUAAGGAGGAUUAGAGCAAUGUCAGUGCCAGUUUUGUGUGUAGAAGAUCAGGCCCACAGAGUAUUGCAUCAAAUUAUAGAUCCUUCUGAAACUUUUUGUUAAUAUCUGAAUCCUAAAGUGUAUGGACCAGCCACUUUGCUAGUGUGAAUUGUGGAGCUACACCAGCUCUACCACCAGAGCAGAUAAUCUAGUCUCCAAUUUACGUGCAUGAAGCCCCUAAGGUAGACUUGAAAGAUUUCAGUGACUUGGUUUUAAUUUGGCACAUUUUUUGUGAUGGGAUGUCAGACUUCCUUCUGUCCUAAAAGUGUCCACGUUCCUAAUCUCUGUACAUUGAGUGUUGCCUUUUCCAGGGCUAGGAGCUCUAUCUGUGUUACCUUCUGUGAGAUCAGAAAAAGUAGUUUAGCUCAGAUGCCACAUCACUCUUUCACUGUGAUCUGUGUGUCUCUCACAAACCACCGGCUGUGGUUUAGCCUUGUUUCAGUCUUACAAUUUUUGAAUGGGAAAAAGGGAGAGGGAAGGUGCGCAACCAAGCAAUGUUACAAAUAAGUUAUUUUUAAUACGGAAAAGGUGAUGUAAAAAGUAUGUUCGCCUUUAAUAUUAUUAAAUAUAGGACCUCUUACAUGAUGUUUUGGUGGCUGCUCCUUGUUGUCUUUGACCUUAGAAAUGACAUCCUGCUACAUCAUGUGGUAGCUCCUGACUUUGCUCUUUUCGGGCCAUACAAUAUCCUUGCUUACAUGCAACUCCAUUGACAGGCAUCAGUGGAAGUCACAUUCUCUAUUCAAGGGUACAGUAUGACCCUUAAAGUUCAAUCUUGCUUCCUUUAAUGUCAAUAAGAGUUUUGACAUUUACUUCAAUGGGAGCAUGAUAGGGUCCUUAUAUCUAUCCUUCACCCACUGAAGUCAACGGGAGAGAUGCCAUUAACUUCAAUAGGAGCAGGAUCCACCCUUACAGAAAAUAAAUAAGGAAAUAAAAAACAGGCAAGUGAAAUACAUGGAAAUAUAGUAUAGCCACAGAGGAAUCUGAACGUGCACAUGGUGUAGUCUCCCCAUGUAUUAACAAUCAAAUGUAGGUAAGAGGGAACAAACUAGUUUCUUUCUUUAAAUGGUGAUUUUACACGUGUUUUGAAAUUGAUGAAUAUUCAAGUUAUUUUUCCAGUUGUGGAUCCAAUAUUAAAGCUGGUGGGAAGUUGCUUUUCAGGCUCUGUGAUGUCAUCUGUAUUUGGGAGCUAGAGGGCUCACGGUGUUUGCAAAUGAGACAGAACUUUUCACCACUAAGUCUACAUUGAGAUUUAAGCCAAUACAAAGAGCCAGGUGUGUUUGCAGUGGGGCACAAGCUUUAUUAGUGAUAACCUUGAAACGAUACAGCUAGCACUAAGUCUGUGUGUAGUGAGACCAACUUGAUUAACUUCUUAAGUGCCUUCCAGCACAUCUUCCCUGUUUGGGUUUCAGAAACACUUGCUAAUAUUGAAAACCCCAAUAAGGUGUAAGUGUGAACUGGCAGCCAAGGUACGCUACCUGAAUCUGGAGUCUGCGGAGAUGAUUAUUCUGCUUCAUAUUUAUUCAGCUGGGUCUGGGUUAGCACACUGUGAAAAUGAUGGUCUAGUUUAUCACAGAUUCAUUCUGCCUGGUGGCACUGAUGCCCUCUCACAGCAUGUCCAUGGAUUUGAGGAGGCCUUCUCAGUGGUGGGUCAGGAUUGAGAUGAAGCUGAAUCCUGUUUCUCUGAAGGCAGCCUGCUGGGCGUGUGUUAGAUAGGAUUGGAGGGUUCUUGCUGCUCCAGUCAUGGAUCCUGUUGUUGGGUCUUCUUGCUCCCCACCGUUUCCCACUCCCACUUUUCUCCUGGCCUUAGCUCUGGUUUAUCUUGUAACAUGUGUCUUCAGUUGUAAAGCUGGGUGUGGGAUUCCUAUAACUCUGCGUUUUUCUCUGAACACUUUAAGAUCUGGCCAUUCAGAAUUUGAUUGAUGGGUCUGGUAAAGAAAUCUCCAUCUUCCGAUCCGUUGUGCUGGCAAAACACCACAUGCUAAUGGUGUAGCUCUAUGUGCUAAGAGACCCUAAUGUGGUUCUUGAGCCUUUUUUCCUUAGAGCUUUUAUUGUAACAACUGCUCUUUCAGGUUCCCCAUUUGGGGCAGGAAAUGAGGACCAUUAGUUGUUUGGUUAAGGUCACAAGGUCUGGUUCUUAUUUAAAGUAAGACUAUUUUACACGGCUCUUAGAGUGAGAGUAAACUACACUUGUACCCAUUGUGACGGCCUUUUGCACGGCCAACGUGGUGUAAGGUGACCUUAGGGUAAAUGAGCCUCAAGCCCAUAUUCUUAGCCCAGUGGAUAGAGCACUGGACUGAGAUUCAGCAGACCUGGCUUCUAUUCCCAGCUCUUCCAUGGGCCUGCUGGGUGACCUUAGGCAAGUCACUUCUCCUCUUGAGCCUCAGUUUCUGCAUGAUGGAAAGGGCUGUAGAAGAGCUAGGGAUUCUUUUUAUUUAUUAUGUAAUGAAGUCCGCAAACUGCACUGGAGCGAACCCACGGUCCAUUAUCCUUGGCAAAAGUUUCCAGAACUCAUUAUCACGUGAACAUGGUUUUUAAUCUGUUCACCCCGUGUGUGGAUGAGUUUGCAGGCAGAUUAGCCUCUUUCGCAUAUUGUGAAUGGGAAGCUACUGCUACUCUCCUGGUGGUGGUGUUUAAGUUACAUAGGUCGGUGUUUAUCGGCUGCCUUUGUCUUUCUCUCAGCUCUCUGCUCUAAUUGACACUAGCUUCUUUUGCACAAAUUACACAGCUUUCCACCAAGUCCAUUUUGACUGUCCUGGACACCGGACUAUUUGAUGUGCUCUUGUGCUGCACUUCAUUACUUCUUUGUGAGCUUAACGGAUCUUUCCCAGCCUUUCCUCUCUUUGAUCUUCUGGUUUGAUGAGCCUCUGUCCUUUUAAGAGCAGACCGUCCACUAUAUCGAUGCCUCAUUUGUACUGCCAGUAUUGUAGGAGCUGUUCAGGGAUUGCUCCCUUUCUUAGCCUGCCUGUCUCUGCCUAUCUGCUUAAGUAUCGGCAAGUCCUAGGACCUUUGUUGUGCUUGCUCAGUUUGGACUGGGUCGCUGGGAAGCUUUGACUUAUCUGGUCUCUGUACAGCUUGAGUUCUAUUAAAAAUUCUUCUUUCAUCACCGGGCUAUGUGAGGAAACGCUGGAGAGAGCAUCUGCCCACACAAGGCUUAUCCUGGGAAUGUGCAGUACUGUGUAGUUGAAGAGAAGUCAGUGCGGGUGGAAUCUCAGUGUUUAGAAGGGUGGCUCAUGCUGGAUCUUCAACCACAGCAAGGAGCUCCAGACAGGAGAUUGUCAUAAGCAAGGGAGACUGAAGAACAGACGAAGAAAGAUAAAGGAAUAAUGACACUAGACUGUGCUUUCCCACUCAUAAUGUGGACCCAAUUCUGGCAAUGGGGUGGAAAUUGUCCACAUCACUUCUGGCUCUCUCAAAACUCUUGGCGAGCCCAGUCAAUCCAACAGAAACGCCAGAACAUCAUUUCAUGGUGACACCUAGGGCAAUGACCCAGACCCACAGCCAGGUCCCAAACUCCUGCUUCUGGGCAGAAAGAUAUUCGCAUGCUAACCAGUGUUUGCCUGUUUGGGGCCCAUUUGUGCUACUAACCAAAAUUUGGGCCCUGCAUUUGUAAACAAGGAGCAAGCUUCAUCUCUGGAACUCUGGUGAUUUCAAGGGCUUCACGCCAAGCAGACGUGGGCCGGUUGUUGAAGUGUUACUGGUUUUGGAGCCAUUUAUUGCUAAAUCUCUUCCUGGGAAAGGAUUGUCUUUCAUCUUUUUUCUUAACAUCUGUAGCAGGGCUCACCUAUUCCUGCUUCUGCUCUCUAGCACAGUGAACAGGAACUCAAAAUUCGUCAGCCAGUUUUAAAACUCCCUCAGGUUUGACAGUUUGCAGUGGAACAGUUGCAGCAGGAGGAUCCCUAAAGGGAAUUAACACUAGCACUUUUCAGUCUGACAACUGAAAAAGAAAGUUGGCAGCAUUAGAGAAAGAUGCAGUGAUGGUCAAAGUUCUGGGAAACAAAGAAAGGAGACUCAUUUCCGAGGGGGCUAGCAGGGAGUAUUUGUUAGGAAGUGUUUACUGAGCGGUGGGAUAUGAGUGGGAACUUCAUCAUAAUACCAGAUCAAAUGGAAAGGAAUGCAUAAGACAGAGUGGUGGAAAUGUCAGUCUUUGACACGUGCAGAAAUAGAAAUAACGAGGGUAGAGAAACCAAGAAUAAUAAACAAAAGGGAAAGCCUUGGGUAGCUGAGCAUCUACAGCUCGGCUCUGGGCUGAAAGCCAGCAGGGGGUCCAUGGCUGUGAGUUGUUCAAGUGCUCCAUCGAUGCCUAAACUGGAUUGCAGCCUAUCCGUGGUGACAAUUAGUGUCCCGCUCCCCAUCACAGAAAUAAGGUCAUAUUUGGCCACGGGCAGAAGAACUUGAUUUAAAAUUCCUUUCCUCCCCCGUCCCUCUGUUCCGCUGGCACAUGAAAGUCUGCAACAUCCUUGAAAGGGGGGGGGGGGAACUGCAUCCCUUUGUCGAGUGACAGCCCAGCCUGUGGUUUUGUUUUAUUUUUAUUUUUAUCCCUUUGCAUUGGACUAGAAAUAGAAAUGCAGCAGCACCGCCUGGUUCCCGGAAGGACAGGCUGGGUACUUGGGAGAGGGAAAUUGCAAGAGAUGCAAAAAAGGGUAAUAAGGGCAUGUCAGAUCCUUCCCCAGGGAACCCAGCAAACUCUGGCAAAACAUAGGCAGAGCAGGCCACUCUAGUCAGGAAAGAGCCACCACAUCCUCCUGAGGGAAGAGAAUCUAGUUUUAUUAUCUUGUAAAGCCGCGCAGAACAGAACCACUGAGGUCUUUGACCUGCUGCUGGUCUUGAUCACUGAGACACUGGCCACACAUGCAAAUAGUUCAGCUCACCUGCACUGACCCCUUUCACCAGGAAAUGCGAAUUUAUAUAGAGUCAGAUUCUGCAAUGCUUAUUCACACUGAGCAGUGCCUUACUGCAUAAAGAGUCUCACUAAUUUCAUUAGAGCCGCUGGAGGAGCAAGGCAGUCCUCAGUGAGGUUGGGAUGGUAUAAUCUUGCCCAUGGCUUCCUGCGGUCAGUCUGUCACAGGAACUUCAGUAUCAAUGUUAAUUUUUCUGCAGUGAUUUAUUUGUUGGGGGGGAGGGGUGUCUUAUGUGGGAGCAAUUUGUUCCAAUUUCAUUAUUUUACAGACAGUUUCUCUUUCCCUUUCUCUUGAAUAGAAGCAUUUUAUUCCAUUAGUAAUCCCAUUGGCUCCAAUGGCACCACUUCUGGAGUCGGGUGCUUUUCUACCUGUGCCAAGGUAUCCGAAUCUUGCCCAUAUAAAGUGGGAGUCCCCUUUUGUGAAGCUUCUGGUGGAAUUGCUGUCUCGUUGUUGAGUUUCAAGCCGUUGCCCCGUUGUUGUGUUGGGAAGAAAGGGACAGAGCCUUUCAAUCACACAGGUGUCCAUACUGGCCAGGCCUGGUUGUAGUUUCUUGGCUUAAAAAAGAAGAAGAACGUAAACGAAAGUGAGUUUCAAAAUGUGUUGGGUACUAGAUAUUUCCUGGCAUACUGAUAUCCCUUUUAAAUAGCUGUCUUCCUCGGCAUUCAUCAUUGUUGUAGCAAAACACCCGGAGUUACAGCUAUUGCACCUAAUACAUUCAGGAGAAAGCAUGGCUAGAAGGAAGAAUGUGCACAUAGGACCAAAUUUGCAGCUGGUGUAACUCCUUUAAUUUCAACAGAGUUACAGCAUUUAACCCUCACAGCCAGGUCCAGUUACUUACUCAGGUAAAACUCCCCUGGAUUUCAGUGGGAGAGUUGCUGGUUUUUUUGAACAAAGAUUACAGGAUUUUGUGUAGGAGAUUCUACAGUAAGGACACAAUAUAACACUUGACCAUAUGAAACCCAGCAGAGUAGAUUCUCUGCUGGCACAAAGGGAUAAAAACUCCAUUAAAGUAAAUGGAGCUGAGUCCAUUUAUGCAAGCACAGAUGUUGGUCCUAUGUUUCAAAGACUGGUUGCUGUAAACAAUCCCUAUUGUGAAUAUUUAAUUGUGGGGUCAAUUUCCAGGAUUAUUUUAUCAGAAUUCAUGUUGGAAACUCCAGAUUCCAGAUAGAUUCCCUGCAUGCAUCUGUAAUACGUGAAUCUUAAAUGUUAUGUAUUGGUUUUAUUGUGGCUAGUGAUGAGGCAGCUGAAGUGGUUCCAUUCGGUUAAGCAUCCGUCUGAAGGUCAGGCUGGGAAUCUCAGAAAAUCAGCCCUCUCGUGAAGGAAAGCUGAAUCUACUGAAGGCCUGAUCCACCAUUGACAGGAAUUGGGGGCCCAAAGGGUUUGCAGGAUGGGAAAUAGCCUCUCUCCCACUAUUUCUAUUCCCAGUCCUAGCUGCAGCCAAGAAGAAUGGAGGUUUAUGGGUUUGUUGGUUUGUUUUUUUAAAAAAGAAAAGGUGUUUUCUUUUAACCGGAUGUUUUUGAACAUAAGAAAGAACAUUCAGAUUUGUUUCAUUUUAAGUUGUGGGGUAAACUCGAGGCUGGUUCUGAUUUUAUCCAAACUGGUUGGUCCAUCUCUAUUUGCAGCCAAUAAUUCCUUUAGUUUUAUGCAAUAAAAGGUUAUUGUCUUCUUUCAAAGAGUUGUUUAAACAUUUCAGAUAUCCCAGAGCUGGCUCUCUGACCACGUAGCAGGACUCAGUCUCGGUAGUGCUCAAUCUGCAAGAAGACUUUUGGGAUUUGCCAUGAUGAUGAUGAUGAUGAUGAUGAGAGCAGAAUGGUUCAUCUGGCACAUGCAGUCGUAACUGGAUAUGCUGGCAGCAGUAGGUAGAGAGGGACCUGAAGCUGGUCCUGAAAAUCCUUACACUUCAGGGAUGCCCAUAUCCAGAGCCAAACUAAAGAGAUGACUCCUGUCUCUAUAAUGGGCCAAACUGAAAUAAUCUAUCUGGGUACCUCUGAACAUUGAGGAAGUCCAGAUUCAGAUCAAAAUUUCAAGUUUUAGGCUGAGUUCUAGGCCUGUAUAGGUUUCCUCUGACAAAUUUACAGCCAUGUCUUAUUUGUAAAAUUCCACCAUAGCUGCUUUUCUGCCUCUGUUACUAACUGUAGGAUAGCAGUCAUGGAUGGGUCAAUAUUCCAUUUGACAUGCAGGUGGCAGUCUAAAUAUAGCGGGAUUUCAGCCUCCCUCACGUUAUGCACCCAGAAAUGUCUCUGGGGUACUUGCAAAACAGUACAUCUUUAACAGGUUCUUUUUCUUUUCUUUGCUAUGGAAACUCCUUCAGAUUUAGAGUAAUGUCUAAUAAUGUGUCCGUUUGAAAAGAAGAAUGUCUAGGGAAAUAAUUGCACUGUUAAUCAAUUGGUGUAUAACAUGAAGCAGAAGUAUUGAAUGUAAGAACAAGAAAGCCUAUGAGUAAUUACAGUACAUGCUGGAUUCAGACGUGUAAAUUGUUGUUAGUUCACUUGUCAUUUAAACUGCAUGUGAUCCAAGCAAAUUUCUCACUGUGGCACUGCUAGUACGGGUGCGGUUGUCAGUUUAGAAGGCAAUUUGAGGCCUCUUAGGAAGAGGAAACCUGUCUAGUUGAAUCUCCUUCUAUGCUGAUACAAUUUGGAAGUCAAAGACAUGCUUUUCACUUCUUGGUGCCCUGUAUCUUAUAACACUGCAUAGCCUAGAAGCACAAGAAAAGAGAACCAGCUGGAUGUCUUUGUUGUUACUAGCAUUUGCCUAUUUUCUUAAUCACAAGCUAAAAUAAGCCACUCUCACCACGUUCUUCAUGCCCCUAUUAUCUGAAGAACGCGUAUUGCCUUCAUUCUUUACCCUGAACUUUGCAGUGCUUCGGUAGGCUGCAAUUCUGUUGAGAAAUAAAUUGUGCUAAGGGAGGUGUGCAGCUGAAUUGGAACCUGAUCAUUGAUUACUGUCAUGUCAUGUAUUGAUUUUGUAUCAUUUCAUCAUUAAUAACAAAGCUGCAAUAUAAUAUAACCGAGAGGCCGUAAUGUAUUUUCUGUUGUCAUUCAGAUGGGGGAUGGGAGGAUGGGGGAAGAAAGGGCUGAGUUUAAAGUUUAGCAGGCAUACUUUAGACUCUCUGUACAUAACCUUCAAGGACAUAACAGUUGUAGGGAUUGAGUUGUAUUUUGCUAGCCUGGUAAGCUUCUUUUUGUUUUGUUUAAAUAGUGAUGUAUUUAACUAAUGACAUGUUGUACAAAGCAUUGUUAAUUUAAUGGAUGUUUUGAUUUUCCUAGAACAGAUCCAUAUAACAUUUCAUUUUGGCAAGAACUUUUCAUAAGCCAGCACCAGUAUUGCACACAGCAUUAAGUUGACUAGUUAUGCUUUUUUUGUGGGGGGAGAGGGAUUUUUUUUCUUUGGACAAAUAGCAUUACCCAUUGUUAACUUACUGCUUGGGGCUAUAUCUUGAAUUUCCUUUUAAAAUGAAAUUUAAUGUAAAGUUGCCUGUGAGGGAUAUGAACAAGCAAGAGGCUAUGCCAAAAUGUCUCAGUUGUAUCAUCUUGUAAUAUAUUGCAGCUUUAUGCCAAUGAUUCCUUGCUUAUCUGUACACGGUACAUGCAUGUUUUGAACUAAUUCUGCAUUCUCCAUUUGUGGUGAGUUAUUUAGCAUUUUUACCACCUUUUGUGCCAUUCAACUUGUACAGAAAACAUUUUUAUUGAUGUUUUAAAGGGUAAAAAAAAAAAAAAAAUCUGCUCCAUAGCUGUAAGUAGAACUCGAUUACUUAGCUAACAGAUGUAAAUUAGUGGUCGUAGUAUUAGAAACGCUAGGUUGCUAGUGAACAAGCUUUUGAGAGUAAAUGCAUGGUAUUGUACAUCUCAUUUCUUAAUUCAUUCUUCCUUUACCUCUGAAAAGAAGAUUCUCUCUCUCUCUCUCUCUCUCUCUCUCUCUCUCUCUCUCUCUCUCUCUCUCUCUUUCUGUCUUUCUCUCUGUCUCCCACUCUCUCAUGGUUGUAAGUUACAGAUUUGGGCAUAAGUAAAAUAAUAUACAACAAAGUUUGAAAAGCAGUUGUCAACAGGCUCUCCUGAGUAUGUGUUACGUAUCAAAGAACAAUGCCUUUGGAACUCUGAAUAGACACUGAACUUUAAAGUAAAACAGAUAAAGAUCAGUCACAUAUUGUCUUUGAUUGAACUGUACAAUUAGUUAAAUAUUCACAAGAUCAUAUCAUUAGUAAAAGCUGUGAUCUUAUUUACCCAUUUCAACAGAGGCGUUAGGCAUGUGAUGUAUUUGCAAAUCAUUAUGCCACAUACAUGUCUGUUUUUAAUGGAUGUCGUCCCAUAGGUCUGGAAUUGCAGAGUUUGCAUAUGCUCUUUGAUUUUACUGAAUAUUCAGUGGAAGGUCGGGGGAUGAAAUUGUGUUAGCGGUUCUGAAAACAUCUCCUCCUCUUCCACAUUCCCAGACUCUGAUUUCAAUUUACAGGGUUUCUUUGGUAGUUGUGCCUCCGUUUGCAACAGAGGACAUACAACAUUAAAAGUUUGGAAAAUAUGGGGUCACUUACAAAGAUGGGGUCUGUAAGAAACAAAGGAAACAGACAUGAACAACUCCCCCAAAACCUACCAAUCCUAGAUCCGUGGGUCUAUCCCUCAUGCCUCUUCUCUCUUAGCAGUAUUUCCUUUUGUUAGAAGACUUAACGUUCUAGCCCAAAUUUCCAUUUUUGUGAGGUGUUGUGAACUGUUUUUACUACUUGUAAUAAUCAUCCCAGAUCUGAUAAUACUUGUAAUGCAAUGCCAUGCAGCAGAGAACCUGUCCACUUUCUAGCUUUUGCUCUCAAUAUUUGUUAUUCAUUCUUUUCUCAUCUAAAUGUACAUUUGCAAGAUGUGUGUAAUGUCACUUUCAAAAAUAAAAUUUGGUUUCAAUA
Malaclemys terrapin pileata is the source of this 15264-nucleotide messenger RNA. RefSeq names its product doublecortin (gene DCX). Gene Ontology annotation, cellular component: neuron projection; axoneme. Bases 242 to 1339 code for a protein of 365 amino acids. NCBI's taxonomy places the organism in Eukaryota, Metazoa, Chordata, Testudines, Emydidae. The record is from RefSeq and is a predicted model, not a curated record. The transcript is spliced from 7 exons. Gene Ontology annotation, molecular function: microtubule binding. Gene Ontology annotation, biological process: retina development in camera-type eye; neuron migration; intracellular signal transduction.